CUUGUCGUGGUGGGUGGGGACGGUCAUUGCUUCUGGACACACAGAGACAGACAGGAUGGAUUUCCUCCGGCUGCAUCUCCCUGGGCUGCAUCAGGCCUUGAGGGGGGCACUGGAUUCCUUCAGCACCUUUGUGUCCUACCUUAUAGGAGAUGAGGUCCCCACUGCAGAGAGGAGGGAGUCGCCGCCAGCUGAGGAACUGGGGGAGGUGGCCACAGGAAGACCAGGGAAGGCUGUAGAGGAGGAAGCCCAGGAGGCCCUGGAGGGCCUUGGAGACAGCCAAAGUAAAGGCAAUGGAGGACUGAGUGGGCCCAGAGAGGCUAGAAGACGCCCGGAGGGAAGCUCAGCUACAGAACAGACCUGGGCUUGGGGAGAAGGCAGCUCCCAUGGAUCUCAAGCAGAGAGGCAGGACACGGGGGCCUGGGAGCCCAGUGCCCCUGUGGAGGCCAGAAGGGAGUCUCAGGUAGGGUCUGAGGCUGGUGGAAGUAGGAGCAGCCAAGCUCAGGAGAGUCGGGAGCAUAAUGAGCAGGAAGUACACAGAAAGGAGACACUGAGAACCUGGGAACAGGAGGAGGAGGAGGAAGAGGUCAGGGCAGGAGAGCCAGCGGGGGCUGGAGGGGUGGAGUCAGAGUGGACCUGGCACAAGGAGCCUGAGGGGAAGGCUGGUGCUGAGGGGCAGAAGGGGGCGAGGCAUGGCAGGGACUUAGAAAGGGCAGCCAAGGAGGCAGUUGCAGAGGGGAUCCAGGGGCCUGGGGCCAAAGAGGCUGGGAGGGAAGAAGAGGUGGUGGUGGUGGUGGUGAGGGAGGGCCAAAGCAGCAGGGCACAGGGCACACAGGAGCCAGGGGAAGAAUCUGAGGAUGGGGCAACCUCGGGCAGAGAGGAGGCCAGGACAUUCUCAGAUGGAGAGGAGGCCAGGACAACCUCAGGCAGGGAGGAGGCCUGGACAACCUUAGGCAGGGAGGAGGCCAGAACCACCUCAGAUGGAGAGGAGGCUGACCUCCCAGGACUCGGGGAGACAGAAUGUGGGGCAGUCCCAGGAGAUAGGAUCCCAGAGGGGACUGUGAGCAUCUGGGCCCUAGAGAAGGCCUCUAAGGGAGACCAGGAGGAGGCAGUGGAUGAAAAUGGAGAGGCUGAAGUGAGCCUAUUCCCCCUCUUCCCAAAACAGACCCAGGUCCUAGGAACUGAGAGAGUGGAAGAAGCAGCUAAGGAUCAGACAGCAGGGAGGGAGGCUGCAGGCCAGCAGUCAGAGGGGGAGGUGGGGGCGGGCUUUGAGAGUCAGGCCCAUCAGGGCUGGAAGGAGGCCAAGGAGAGGCGAGACUCAGAGAUCAGGGCUGCUCCGGCCAGCCUGGAGGUGUUGCAGGCACCGGAGGCCACAGAGGAGCAAGAGGGGUGCCUGGCCGUAGAGGCUGAGCUGCCCCCGGACAAAGCGGCAAAUGAGGCUGAAGAUGAGGUUGGCUUGGAGGCCACCCCAGAGGCCAGACCUGAGAAGGAGUUCAGGGAGGAGAGGAGUGAGGAGGUGGCUCAAAUGGGUCGAGAAGCAUUGUGGGUAGAGCGUGGUAGCCUGGAGCACAAGGUCACUGAAGCCCAGGAACGUGAUCUGAGGGGAGGCCCCCAGGCCCCAAUAGAACAACCUGAGAAGGGACAAGGCAAUAAGGAAGAGCUCUGGAGCAUUCCGUCCCUGAGCAAAGAGGGCCCAGAAAGGAGCCUGGAGGAAUAUCCCAGGAACAUGGGGUAUGGAAAGCCUGAUGCCUCUGAGGCAGGAGCCUGGGAAAGCCAGAGGAGAAGGGAUGUAGAGAGAGGGGAUAGCCAGGAGGAAGAAGCAGAUACUGAAGAGGGGGAGGAAGAGGCUGCAGAAAGCCCAGAGUCUGCACUCCCAGAAGUCUUGGAGGCAGGCAGAGAGUGGGAGAAGGCAAAGGAAGCAGGUUGUGGAGCAGAGAGCCAGGAGCUGGGUGGAAGGCAGAGGGCAGGCCAGCCACUGACAGAACCAUAUGCCAGAAAAACCGAGGAUGAGGAGGUAGAGGCCGCAGGGCCCUGGGAGGCAGACAGCACAUCCAAGGGAGGCUGGAGGCUGGAGGGGGCGGCUCUGAGCCCCCAGCACAGGGAGGACACAUGGACCAGUUCUUUGGCUGCCGAGAUUGUGGAGGCUAAGGCAUCUUUGGAUGGAAGGGCGGCUGGGACUGGGGAAGGGCCCGAAAGAGAGGCUGGGGAAGCUUGGGAUGGGGCAUUUGGGAGAGGCUGUGAGCCAGAAGGGAGAGAAGAAACUGGCAGAAGUGAGGAGCUGGGGGAGGCUGCAGAGGGAGACGACAGAGGUGGGAAGGAGUUUGGCCUGGAGGGCCCAGCAGAGAAGGAGGUUACUGGCACAGGUGGCCAAGCAGAGGCUUUGGAGGCCCGGGAGGGUGAGCCAGGGACAGCGUGGACGCAGGCUGGGGUACCUGCUGUGGCAGAUGGACGCUGGGAGAUGGAUGGCUUUACCUCAGGCUCCCAGGCAGCGAGGGCAGAGGGGACCAUGGCCAUUGUGGAGGCCGAAGGGCUCCCAGGAGAGCAGACGCUGGUAGCAAAAGAGGCUGAGGUAUGGCAGGCAAGGGAGCAGGGGCAAGACGGCGAGGGGCAGCGUGGGGACCACGCCCCUGAGGGACAGGCACCAAAGCCCUGUGAUGCGGAGAAUGUCGAGCUGACUGGACGCAAGAGGGCAGAGGCCCUUGAUGCAGAAGGCCUGGAGGACGCCCAGGGCCUGGAGGACCAGUCCUCAAACCAGCAGCCUGCAGAGGCUGAGCCUGGGCCAUGCGGAGAGCCUGCAGGAAGUACUGAAGGGGACGACGCUCAUGGCAGCUGGAGUGAGGCCCUGCUGCCUGGGUCUCGCCUGGAUCUGUCUGUCCCACGGAGCCGUGUCCUCCUGUCCCGAAGCUCCUCCCAGCGUCGUCGCUCCCGGCCCUCUUUCCGACGGACCCCCACCCCUGAGCAGCAGGUAGAGCCUCCCAGCCCUCCACCAGAGGAAGAAGCGCUGUCAGCCGUGGGGCAGAGACUUCUCCAGUCAGAGGAACCUCCAGAGCCAAGCCCCCCAAGGCCUGAAGGGACCCCAGUGCCCGCCAGGAGAAGACCCGUGGGCCAUGGGUUUGGCCUUGCACACCCGGGCAUGAUGCAGGAACUGCAAGCCAGGCUGGGCCGGCCGAAGCCCCAGUGACCGGGCACCUGGACCCGGCAGCCAGGCCCCGAGAAGGGUCAGAGGGCUCGGUGGAUCCUGGCUCACCCUGACCCCCCUCAGCCAUUUGGACGCACCCAUUCCACCCCGCGGACCUUAGUUUCUUGGUGUUUCAUUCGCGGGCAGACAGAACUAGACAUCUUCGAGAACCAUGAGCUUAAAGAGGCUGACUCUCCAAUGCGGCUCAUGGACCAGCUGCCCCGUUGGGACCACCUUUCAUGGCCUGUCCCCAACCCGUCUCUGAGGCUGCCCAGAGGACUGAGAGGGGACAGAGCCAGGCCUCCCCAUGCCUUCUCUCUCUGACUACACCUCCUCCCCACCCUGUCCCCCAAACCCCUCCCCAAGCCCUCAGAAGGCUGUGUAGGGGUAACACAAGCUUUUGGGGUGGGAGCCAGUCCGGAGCAAAGGGAUGAGGAGGGCCUGUGGAGCUCCAUUUGCAAUCGCAGACUGCUGGGAAGCAGACCCACCACCUUGAACUUCCAAAAUGGGAGCUCAGCCUCGGAACGCGGCCGGUUACUGCGGCGAAGGCCAACUGAGCGAGCCAGAGUGGGGGAAGGCGGGCCAGGAACCCCAAACAUGGAGGAAAAGAGGGGGGUCUAGAGUGGCCAGAGGCUGCAGAGUCCAUUUCAGGCCCCCUUUAAGCGUCAGACACCCUUUCUCUGAAAAGAAGCUGAAGCAGAGAGAAGGUGAGAGUGCUUUAUUUGGCACCCAGCAUGGAGGCCUAGCCCAAGGACAGACAGCAGGCCCUGGAACAAUAAAUAAACCAUCAUUUCCCUAAACAAUAAAUAAAUAUCCA
Molecule: messenger RNA, 3992 nt
Organism: Rhinolophus ferrumequinum (greater horseshoe bat)
Lineage: Eukaryota; Metazoa; Chordata; Mammalia; Chiroptera; Rhinolophidae
Gene: APOBR
Product: apolipoprotein B receptor
Exons: 4
Coding region: 56-3178 (1040 amino acids)
Biological process (GO): lipid transport; triglyceride metabolic process
Cellular component (GO): membrane
Molecular function (GO): very-low-density lipoprotein particle receptor activity
Source: RefSeq, a predicted model, not a curated record